Miniopterus natalensis is the source of this 942-nucleotide messenger RNA. RefSeq names its product olfactory receptor 8K3. Gene Ontology annotation, cellular component: membrane. Gene Ontology annotation, molecular function: G protein-coupled receptor activity; olfactory receptor activity. Gene Ontology annotation, biological process: G protein-coupled receptor signaling pathway. The record is from RefSeq and is a predicted model, not a curated record. Lineage: Eukaryota; Metazoa; Chordata; Mammalia; Chiroptera; Miniopteridae.
AUGGACACUGGAAACCUGACCGUGCUGAGCGAGUUCAUUCUCACGGGGCUCACAGGCCGCCCUGGGCUGCAGGCGCCGUUAUUCGGGCUCUUCUUGGUCGUCUACGGGGUCUCCGUGGUGGGCAACCUGGGCUUGGUCAUCCUCACCAAGGUGGACUCCAGGCUCCACACGCCCAUGUACUUCUUCCUCAGGCACCUGGCUGUCACUGAUCUUGGGUAUUCAACGACUGUCGGGCCCAAAAUGCUAGUGAGUUUUGUUGUGGAUCAAAACACAAUCUCCUAUCAUUUUUGCGCCGUGCAGCUGGCUUUUUUCCUUGUGUUUAUCGUUAGUGAGAUUUUUAUUCUUUCCGCAAUGUCCUACGACCGCUACGUGGCCAUCUGUCAGCCUCUGCUCUACCCAGUCAUCAUGUCACACAGGCUCUGCCAGCUGCUGGUGGCUGUCCCCUACCUCUAUGGCACAUUUGUCUCGCUUCUCGUCACCAUAAAGAUCUUCAGUUUAUCCUUCUGUGGCUACAACGUUGUCAGUCAUUUCUACUGUGACAGCCUCCCCUUGUUAUCUUUGCUCUGCUCGGAUACUCGUGAAGUUGAAAUGAUUAUUCUGAUUUUGGCGGGUUUCGAUUUGCUUUCCUCCCUGCUGGCAGUCCUUGUGUCCUACCUCUUCAUUCUUGGGUCCAUUCUCAGGAUGCGCUCUGCCGAGGGCAGGCACAAGGCUUUUUCUACCUGCGGGUCCCACCUGACGGUGGUCACCGUGUUCUACGGGACCUUGAUAUUUAUGUACGUGCAGCCUGAGCCCAGCCACUCCUUCGACAGUGAUAAAGUGGCUUCCAUCCUUUACACCCUGGUGAUCCCAAUGCUGAAUCCCUUGAUCUAUAGCUUGAGGAACAAAGAUGUAAAAUGUGCGCUACAAAGGGUGUGGGGGAAACUAUGUAAUACUUUUUCUUAA